CGAUGAAGAGAGACCUUUUCGGUUACGGAGGUUUUACCACCGGUUCCUCCUCGUCGUCCUGUUUUAUCUUGAGGAGCUAAACAAAAUGUGUAGUUUGUUUCUUUGUUAGUAGCAACAUCUACGUGUUGUAAGUUGUGCGAAGUUGCCGGUGACCUCAUUUGGAUUUCUGUUUUAUCCCCAUAAACAAGCAGCUUUGUUUUAAGUUGCGAGGGGAAAUUUUGUCGUAAACAUGGCUCCAACGAUCCAAACUCAAGCUCAACGGGAAGACGGCCACAGCAGGCCGUCUUCUCACAGAACAGUGCCAGAACGGUCAGGAAUUGUUUGCAGAGUGAAGUACUGCAACAGCUUGCCCGACAUCCCGUUUGAUCCCAAAUUCAUCACCUACCCAUUCGAUCAGCACAGGUUUGUCCAGUACAAAGCCACAUCUCUUGAGAAGCAGCAUAAACACGAGCUCCUGACUGAACCGGAUCUCGGGGUCACCAUUGACCUCAUCAAUCCAGACACCUACCGCAUCGAUCCUAACAUUCUUUUGGAUCCUGCCGAUGAAAAACUCUUGGAAGAAGACAUCCAGGCUCCAUCCAGUUCCAAAAGGUCACAACAACAUGCCAAAGUGGUGCCGUGGAUGAGAAAAACAGAAUAUAUUUCCACAGAGUUUAACAGAUAUGGCGUUUCUAACGAGAAAGUGGAAGUCAAGAUCGGAGUGUCUGUUAAACAACAGUUUACCGAAGAAGAGAUCUACAAGGACCGGGAGAGCCAGAUUUCUGCCAUUGAGAAGACGUUCGAGGAUGCACAGAAAUCGGUCACACAGCAUUACAGUAAACCCAGAGUCACUCCUGUGGAGGUCUUGCCUGUGUUCCCUGACUUUAAGAUGUGGAUCAACCCAUGCGCUCAGGUCAUCUUUGACUCUGAUCCUGCACCUAAAGACAUAUCAGGACCAGCAGGUGUGGAAAUGAUGUCUCAGGCUAUGAUCAGAGGAAUGAUGGAUGAGGAGGGAAAUCAGUUUGUGGCCUACUUCUUGCCCAACGAGGAAACGCUUCGCAAGCGGAAGAGAGACGUCGACGAGGGAGUGGAUUACAUGCCUGAGGACCUGUACGAUUACAAGAUCGCAAGGGAAUACAACUGGAACGUCAAGAACAAAGCCAGCAAAGGUUAUGAGGAGAAUUACUUCUUCAUCUUCAGAGAUGGCGACGGGGUUUACUACAACGAGCUGGAGACGAGGGUACGCCUGAGUAAGAGGAGAGCCAAGGCUGGAGCACAGUCCACUACAAACGCUGUGCUGGUGUGUAAGCACAGAGAUAUGAAUGAGAAGGAACUGGAAGCCCAGGAAGCACGUAAAGCUCAGCUGGAGAACCAUGAGCCCGAAGAUGAGGAAGAAGACAUGGACAUGGACAAAGACAUGCAAGAUUCUGGCGACGAGAAAGAAAAGGGCAGCGGCAGCGAGGCAGAGAACUCUGGCAGCGAAUCCGAGAGGGAAGAGGAAGACCAGGAGCAGAGCGACGAAGAGGACGAGGACCGGGGUAAGAGGCGGAGGAAGGCCAGCGGCAGCGGGAGCGAGAGCGGCGAGGAGAGGACCCGGGAGAUGCGAGACGAGGUGGAGAUCUUCGGCAGCGACGACGAUAGCGACGACAACGAGCCCAAGAACUCGGCCAGGAGCAGCGGUGAGGAGGGCAGCGGCAGCGAGGAUGAGGCAGAGAACAGGCGAAGCCGCAGCGCCUCCCCAGCACGCAGCGACCACAGCAGCGACCGCUCGGAGACCCACGCUCCAAGCGGAAGCGAGAGGGGAUCGGACUCCUCUGAGGCCAGCGACAGCGAAUAAGACCCUCAGUCUGCUUGAGCUUCUCGUUCGACUCCAGAACUUGACCUUCCCACCCUGCCGGCGAGCCAAAAGCAUCGUCGAUGUCCAUGGCUACUUCAUGCACUCUUUACAUUUGAACUCGAGCCGUCUCCUUUUAGUCUAGAUUUUAUUUGUAGAUUUAGAUCGCACAGUAGUAGCUGGAUUUUGUUUUCACCACUAAUCUCUUCAAGAUUGUGUGUAAGAUCAUGUAAAAAUUAUCUUUGUUCUCUUUAUGUAUAACUUACUAUACUGAUACUGCUUUUGAAAUGGAUAAUAAAUCACUGGUUACAUUUUGGUCAUAAA
Molecule: messenger RNA, 2137 nt
Organism: Gambusia affinis (western mosquitofish)
Lineage: Eukaryota; Metazoa; Chordata; Actinopteri; Cyprinodontiformes; Poeciliidae
Gene: paf1
Product: PAF1 homolog, Paf1/RNA polymerase II complex component
Exons: 14
Coding region: 230-1816 (528 amino acids)
Biological process (GO): transcription elongation by RNA polymerase II
Cellular component (GO): Cdc73/Paf1 complex
Molecular function (GO): chromatin binding; RNA polymerase II complex binding
Source: RefSeq, a predicted model, not a curated record